Molecule: messenger RNA, 1386 nt
Organism: Verticillium nonalfalfae
Lineage: Eukaryota; Fungi; Ascomycota; Sordariomycetes; Glomerellales; Plectosphaerellaceae
Exons: 1
Coding region: 1-1386 (461 amino acids)
Molecular function (GO): carboxy-lyase activity; thiamine pyrophosphate binding; magnesium ion binding
Source: RefSeq, a predicted model, not a curated record
AUGGCUUCAACAGUGACGCUCGCAGAUUACCUCUUUGGGCGCCUGCGCCAGCUGGGUGUUGGCUCGAUCCACGGUGUGCCUGGAGACUACAACUUGGAGCUCCUGGACUACGUCGAACCGGCAGGCCUGCGCUGGGUUGGCAAUGCCAACGAGCUCAACGCCGCCUAUGCCGCCGAUGCCUAUGCGAGGAUCAAGGGCAUCGGCGCCGUCAUCACCACCUUUGGCGUCGGUGAGCUGUCCGCCGUCAACGGCAUCGCCGGAGCCUACGCCGAGUUCGCACCCGUUGUUCACAUUGUUGGCAUCCCGCCUCGUUCCUCCAUAGACGGCCGCCUCCUGAUUCAUCACACCUUCAACGAUGGCGAGUAUCGUCGGUUCGCCGCCAUGCACGCCCAUGUCACGGUGGCCCAGGCCUGCCUCACCGAUCCGCGGACGAGCGCUGAGCAGAUUGACCAUGUCCUGAGGCAGUGUCUGCUGUACAGCCGGCCUGUGUAUAUCGAGGUCCCCGUCGACAUGGUGGCGAAGCCCCUCUCGGCCGGCAGGCUCGAGACCCCCAUCGAGGUUCCACAGGGCGAACAGGACGCUGAACAGACCAAUGUGCUCGAAACGGUUCUCCAGAAGAUCUACGACGCGAAGAAGCCCGUCAUCUUUGUUGACGGCGAAAGCAGACCCCUGGGCAUCUGCAAACAGGCCGAGCAAAUCGUCGAGGGGACAAAGUGGCCGACGUGGACGACGCCCUUCGGCAAAAGCCUGACCAACGAGACGUUGACAAACUUCCACGGCAUCUACCGGGGUAAAUACGACGACCCGGCAGUGCAGAGCUUCAUCGGCGACGCGGAUCUCAUCCUCAUUUUUGGCCCGCACUUCAGUUCCACAAACACCAGCGCCUGGACCAGCAUUCCCAACGAGGACGUCUCGGUCCUCUUCACCACCAAGGGCGUUCAGGUCGGAGGCAAGCUGUUUCGCGACGUAUCAGCCAAGACCGUCGUCUCCCAGCUCGCCAGCGCCCUCGACUUCAGCCGCGUGGCCUCGUACAGCCCCUACCCAGAGCUACCUCGCGACAAGUCCCUGCGCAUCGCCGACAUGCCCAUGGACGAGCCGCUCGAACAGUCCGCGCUGUGGAAGGUGCUGGCGGGCAUGGUCAACCCCGGCGACAUUGUGCUGGGCGAGACCGGCACCGCAGGCUACGGCGUCCGCGAAAUGCCGCUGCCGCCCGACACGCGGCUGUUCACGCCCGUGACGUGGCUCUCCAUCGGCUACAUGUUGCCGGGCGCCCAGGGCGCCGCGCUGGCCCAGCGGGAGCUCCUCGCGUCCGCCCCGUCCUCUGGUCCGUCGACGCCCAAGACGAUCCUGUUCAUCGGCGACGGCAGCUUCCAGAUGACGGUGUAG